UUCAGCUGUUAGGUGCUUGGACACAAAAUAUACCAGCCAAAAUAUUAUCGGUAAAUUUUGCCUUGGUGUAAAAUGAGCCUUCAAGUUUGAAAGGCCGCUUUCAUAAUACAAAUUUUUGUGAAUGGCCUGCUUUUACGACACUAAAUUUUCUGCAAAGUGGACCCGAUUCAGGUUACUUCUUCACCAAUUUGAAAACACGGACUCCUGUAGUGUAGAUCUUUAAGAUUGAAAAUGAGUUCCGAUUUCUCUUCAAGUUUUGUGGACAUAUUAGUUACCAGUAGUAUUAACACUUUCGGCACACAACGGCGAUUUCCAAAGGACAUUCAUAUUAGUGAUUUGAAGCAAAAGUUGGAAUUGCUGACUGGAGCAUCUCCUGGAUCCAUGGAGUUAUGGUUACUUGAUGAAAAUAAUGAAUUAAUUUCCAAACUGACUGAUGACAAUGCUGUCUUUGGUUCAUAUGAUCUAACAAAUGCUAAAAAUCUUCAUGUUGUUGAUUCAUUCCUGCAAGCUGGAGAGUUUGAAGAUUUGUCUAAGGUGAAGAAAUUUGAGCUGUCUGAUGAAGACUAUAGCAAAAGAGGAGAAACUUUUAGGGCAUUCAAAGAGAAACUGAAAAUUCAGGGCAGUGAUGACAAAGAAAAUGUUGCAAAGGGAAAAAAACUAGAGGAAGAAGAGAAACUGGUUAAAACGAUGACUGUUGGUAGUCGUUGUGAAGUGCGUAGUGCUGGGAAACCAAGUCGUCGUGGUACUGUUAUGUUUGCUGGCAAAACGGAUUUUAAGCCUGGUUUUUGGGUUGGUGUGAAAUAUGAUGAACCGCUUGGGAAAAAUGAUGGCUCUGUUGCUGGCAAGAGGUAUUUUCAAUGUCAGCCUAAUUAUGGAAGCUUUGUUAAGCCUCAUGAUAUUAUAAUAGGUAAUUUCCCAGAGGAAAGUACAGAACUGGAUGAAUUAUAAGGGAAAUUAUAUGAAAGUUUUGUUAUUUUAAUGACUCACUUGGCUCACACUUAUUAUGCUGCAAAUUUUGAAAUUUAAGUUCAGUCCAUCUUUUUUUUUUUAACAAUUAAAAUUGUAUAAAAAUAGUCGGUGCACCCUUGUGACUUCGUUGAAAUUUACCAACCUGCAAUGAUUAACAUUAGCUAUCUUUGCUUUAAAAUUGUAACUUCAGUCAAGAAUUAAAUCUUUUAAUAUUUCAAUUUGCUUUUUGCAGCUGCUACUUUUCAUUAUAGUUGCCAUAAAAACUUAGUUUAGGCUCUAUUAGUGAUUUCCUACAAAUUAUCUGCAUUUUUUUUUGUUACCAUCAUAUAAAAACAGCAUCAACAGAUUAAAGAGAUUAUAAAAAUUUAUUCUUUACGUUUUUUUGUCAUAAAAGUAGCCAGUUUGUGUUCUGUCGUAACGUCCUUGAAUUUUAAUCUUUUAUGAUGUUCAAUUUUGUUCACAAUCGAAUAAUUUACCGACUAAAUUUUUUUAAUAAACUCGUAGAAAUUUAAUCUUUGCAUUUGUUAAGUUUGAUGCAAUGAGAUGGAAAUAGUUGAUUUAAACAUAGUUAAUAAAUAUCAAUCACAAGAUAUUUUUUAUUGUGUAUAUUAAAUAAAAAAUGGCAACUUUUUUAUGCAAAGGAAAGUAAUUUAUAUUGUAUGUCUGAAUUUCAGGUUAUAGUUUUUUUAUAUACAAACUUAUGAAUUUAAAGCCAGAUUGAAUACAUUUGUGAGAGUGGAUCGAAAUUGCAGUGAUUUAUAUGUUGAACCUGUUGCAGGGGCCAAAUACACUAAAACAGGGAGGGAGGCUAAUAUAGGGAUUACAUUGUUUAAAUUUGUUGUCCUACUGAAAUGAAAAUGUUCUCUAAGAAACAAAAAUUAUUUUACAUUUGUGUAAGGAUAUUUUGAAGGCAGUGAAAUGUCUCUAAAAUGACCACUUUUGAUGCUUGCUACUAUUGGUUAUUAAAGGAGGUGGUUGCUUAAUGAAUUUUGCUUUAAAUUAGUCAAUAUCGUUAAAUGUAAACACAUGCUUUAAGUGGUGUACAAACAAAGAAUUUAAUGUUCUUCAAGAAAACUAAAAAAUACUUGUUUCCAAAAAAAAAACAUAAUAAAUAAAUAAAUAAUAUAAAACUAAAAAAACAUGGUUCUUUUAUGUUUCUCUGGAAUUUUGAAAAGUCAGUGUCUAUAUGGGACUCAAAUUUAUGCUCAGUAAAUAAUUAUUGUAGAGCCAUUUGCUCUCAAAAACCUAUUUUGGAUGAAAGUACAAUUCUAAGGGUCAUCCGGAAAGUAAGGAAUGAUUAUGUAUGAAAACUUCAAUAACUGAUGUAAAAAUCCUAUAAGUAAAUCUUUGUUUACUUACUACUUGAAACUUAAGUUACUUUUCUACAUAGUCACCGUUUACAUUUAAGCACUUGUCAUAGCGUUAUACAAGUUUUUCUAUGCCUUCUGCAUACACAUUUGCCGCCAAGCUGUUGAACCAGUCAUUACAAGUUCUGCCAUAGUGCUUUUCACCCGAAAAAUCUUUCAAUUAGGGGAAUAAGUGAAAGUCACUGGGUGACUUUCAGAUGAUGUACUUAUUGACUUAUCUAAUAAAAGUUUAUACACAUGAGGCAGUGAGAAGCAAAGGGAUGUAAUUGGCAAAAUUAAAAAUUUGGAGAUAACCAGCAAAAAUGGUAGGUGACCCUCCCCUCUGUCUUGGGGAACGAUUUAGUACCAGUAGUCUUGGUAGGUUCUGUUAUGCAGCAUGAUUUAGAAGAAAAAAAAUCAAUUAAAACCUACCUAAGACCUCAUCUUUUAUUCAAAACUUUAAUAAGUCCACUUACAUCCCUUUGCUUCUCACUGCCCCGUGUGUAGAAAGAGGAUAGGAGAAAAAAAAAACGUGAAAAGCACCUGGAACAGACAGUUAAUUAGCUCACAGAGCAUAUGUUAAGUUGUUUCUUUUACUCAACUAAUUAAGCAAGAACACAUCAGAUGUUUCAGUGGGCAUCAUUGCAUCUCCACCUGUAGGCAGAACACAGAAAGCAGUAGAUGAUUAAGCUCAGUCCUUAUUUAAGUUCACAUUUUCCCACCGAGGUUUCCAAGUUAUGAUACUUGUUUCGGGUUGAAAACUAAUUUUAGUGCAAAACACUUAUAAAAAGGAUUUAAAAUGAUUUUAUAUUUCAAUGUUUUUAUGAAUUUCUUGUUGUCAGUGUUGUUACAAAUUCAUAUGUUCAGUUAUAUUUCUAAGCAGAGUUUUAUGUCAUUAAUUCUGUUGGGGGAAUUUGUUGUAAGCAUUAUCUAGACUGGGGGAUGCAUAGGGAUUCAUGGAUAAGUUAAUGAUCUAAAAGCCCGGGAGAGGGGAGGGGAGAGGGUCUUGUGUUAAAAUUUUAGAAAGUUGGGAGGCACUGGCGUUUAAGUAAAAUCGAGGGGAACAUCAUCCCCGUUUCCUCCCUUGACUACACCUCUGGUUAUGUAUGUUCAGUUGUUCUUAGUUAUAUAUUGUUUAUAUUUUCUGAAAUGGUUAUAUAUAAGCAUUGAUUGAUCAUUAUGAAGAACAUCUUAUUAAAAAUGUUUGGUGUGAAAAACAAAAAAUAAAUAAAUGAAAAAAAAGCAAUAAAAUGAACUUCUUAGUAAAUAUAUUAUUUGCAAUAUUCGUUUACAAAUAUUUAAGUUAUGAAUAGUUAUCAACAGUUUGUAAGGUCUCAUUGUUGGUGCUUAAUGACCUGAUAUUUCAUUACUUUUUUAUAUGCGUUUUAUUAUGCAAAUUUUUCAUAUUCAUAAAAUAAUUAUUGCCUUGUACUUGGUGAAGAAGCAAAUAAAUAU
Molecule: messenger RNA, 3770 nt
Organism: Uloborus diversus
Lineage: Eukaryota; Metazoa; Arthropoda; Arachnida; Araneae; Uloboridae
Product: tubulin-folding cofactor B-like
Exons: 3
Coding region: 232-948 (238 amino acids)
Biological process (GO): post-chaperonin tubulin folding pathway; cytoplasmic microtubule organization; tubulin complex assembly
Cellular component (GO): cytoplasm; microtubule plus-end; nucleus
Molecular function (GO): alpha-tubulin binding; microtubule plus-end binding
Source: RefSeq, a predicted model, not a curated record